This is a messenger RNA of Hemicordylus capensis (graceful crag lizard), 1695 nucleotides long. RefSeq names its product tsukushi, small leucine rich proteoglycan (gene TSKU). NCBI's taxonomy places the organism in Eukaryota, Metazoa, Chordata, Lepidosauria, Squamata, Cordylidae. The coding region runs from base 495 to 1571 and encodes 358 amino acids. Gene Ontology annotation, molecular function: protein binding. The record is from RefSeq and is a predicted model, not a curated record. The transcript is spliced from 2 exons.
CGCGGCGGAGGGAGCUGUGCACUUUUGCGACGCUCCCCGCGGCGAGGGAGCUGGAGGGCCGCCGCCGCUCUUCAGCUGGUGCCGGGGAUAGCAGCUGCCGCCGGGACAUGCUGGCACAGCGCAGCCUUGCCGGACUCGGAGGAGGGGAGGCUCGGGGCUGGGGGUCGGUGUGCGUGUUGCAGUGAGUGAGCGGAGCGGAGAGGCAGGCGGCGGCCGGGCUGCGACCCGGGACCCGAGAGCGCCUGCACAGCCGCUGGAGCUGAGGACGGCGCGACAGCAGCGGCAGGGUUGGAAGCGGUGCCUGGACGCAGCAGCCGGCGGCGGCAGCUGGGCUUGGGGCCAGUGCCUAGUCUGCACGCCGCCGCCGCCGCCGCCGCCUCGGGAUUCCGUGGCAAGGCAGACCCCGAGCGUGCGAGAGGCUGGACCGAGGUGCCGAUCCAGGAGGAGGAGGAGGAGCGCGGAGAGGAGGGCGGCUCGCCUCCUCGGGGGAGGUUAUGAAGGUUCCAGAAAUGCCUUUCUUAAUUUGGAUCAACGUGUUGCUCCUCUUUCCUGGCAUCAGUACUUCAAAGACCUGCUUCCCAGGAUGCCACUGUGAAGUGGAGACUUUUGGUCUCUUUGACAGCUUCAGCUUAACCAAAGUAGACUGCAGUGGGAUUGGGUCCCAUAUUGUGCCUGUCCCCAUUCCCCUGGACACUACCUACUUGGAUUUAUCAUCAAACAGACUGGAAUCCAUCAAUGAGUCCAUGCUGACUGGCCCUGGAUAUACCACACUGGUUAGCCUUGACUUGAGCUAUAACAAAAUCUCAAAGGUUGCUUCUUCUGCUUUCUCUGGGCUUCGGUAUCUUGAAUCCUUGGAUCUGAGUCAUAACUCCUUGAUCGCCCUCCCAGAUGAAUGCUUCUCUCGGUCACCCCUGGGAGAUGUCGAUCUCAGCAAUAACCUCCUCCUGGAAAUAACGCUGAACAUCUUUGCCUCCAAAGGUCAAGGGAAACCAAUCAAUGUCGAUCUCUCUAACAAUUUAAUCAACAUGGUUUCAAGGCGCCAAGAUAAAGCCACCCCCAACAUUCAAAGCUUAAAUCUCUCUGGAAACAGGUUAAAACGUAUCCCAAACCUUCAAGGGAUACCUCUUCGGUACUUAAACCUUGAUGGAAACCCAGUAUCGCUAAUCGAGAAAGGAGCGUUCUCGGGACUGAAGGAUUUAAUCCACCUCUCACUCAGUGGUAUUCACGACCUGUUCGAGAUCUCUCCAUACAGCUUCAAAGAUCUGCCCGCUCUCCAAGUCCUUGAUUUAUCCAACAACCCCAACAUUAAAUUGUUCAGCGCUGAAGUUUUCCACAGCUUAAAUUCUUUGCAAGAGCUCAACCUGUCUGGCACAGGGAUAGCAGCUUCUGUAUCAAAAGCAAUGCUGAAAUACUUGCCUUCCAUCAAAAGCAUCACCUUGGGCAAGAACGUCAAGUGUCUUAAGACAAUCCGAGAAGGCCAGUACCACAGACAGAGUGGGCUGACCAAGAAAGAGGUCUUGAGCUGCCAUGACAGUCAUGGGUCGAUAGCAACUGCUCCUUAUGACUUGUGACAAGGGCCAAGAGGGGGUAUGGAUACUGGACUUGAAAAAGCCACCAAUGUGCCUUCUGUAAAAAUGGUUAAUUUAUAUUGUUUUGUAUAUUUUAAUACUUGAUUACAAUGAUUGAUUAAGACAG